Molecule: messenger RNA, 1629 nt
Organism: Talaromyces atroroseus
Lineage: Eukaryota; Fungi; Ascomycota; Eurotiomycetes; Eurotiales; Trichocomaceae
Exons: 1
Coding region: 1-1629 (542 amino acids)
Biological process (GO): ergosterol biosynthetic process; isoprenoid biosynthetic process
Cellular component (GO): cytoplasm
Molecular function (GO): ATP binding; mevalonate kinase activity
Source: RefSeq, a predicted model, not a curated record
AUGCACAAUGGCAAUAAUCGCAAGAAGCAUGGCAGCGUGAAGGUUACGCGAAGAAACAGCAAGCAACAAUUGACCCUCAGCGAAUUGCAGAGCCGAUUUGAAGACCAAAGUAUCAGCAAGCCCGGCGACGAGAGCACAGAUAGUUCAGACGCCAGCAUUCCGACUCCCUCCACCUCCGCUUCCAACAACAGCUCAAACGCGAACACGACCACGACAAACACCGCGAGGAUGUCACGAGCCCAGCGCAAAGCGUCAUCGCCAAUGGCUCCUCCUUUUAUGGUGUCUGCUCCCGGAAAAGUCAUUGUCUUUGGAGAACAUGCCGUCGUUCAUGGCAAGGCCGCCCUUGCUGCAGCGAUUUCCCUACGAUCCUACCUUCUCGUUACCACCCUCUCUAAAUCACAGCGUACCGUCACCUUGAACUUCCGCGAUAUUGGCUUGGAUCAUACGUGGGAGAUUGAUUCGCUACCAUGGAAUGUAUUCAAGCACCCCACGAAGAAGAAAAUGUACUACGACCUUGUCACGGAGCUAGAUCCGGACUUGGUAGAGGCCGUUAAACCACAUGCCGCUGCAGUGUCGACAGAUAAGCCAGAUGAUGUACGCAAAAUCCAUAGAAGCUCCGCCGCACAAUUCUUAUACCUAUUCCUCUCAUUGGGCUCGCCCGAUUCCCACGGCGCAAUCUAUACUCUACGAUCUACGAUUCCAAUUAGUGCUGGUCUAGGAAGCAGCGCAAGUGUCAGCGUCUGCCUCAGCGCGGCACUCUUACUUCAGAUCCGAACAUUGGCCGGGCCGCACCCGGACCAGCCUCCCGAGGAGGCCGAAGUGCAGAUUGAGCGUAUCAACAGAUGGGCAUUUGUGGGUGAACUAUGCAUUCACGGCAACCCCAGUGGUGUUGAUAACACAGUUUCCGCCGGAGGCAAGGCGGUCCUUUUCCGGCGGAGCAAUUAUAGCAAACCUCCCUCAGUCACACCGUUAAAUAAUUUCCCUGAACUGCCAUUGCUGUUAGUCAACACGCGUCAAUCUCGAUCUACUGCUGUCGAAGUUGCCAAGGUCGGCAGGCUACGAGUAACACACCCACAGGUGACAGAAGCUAUGUUAGAUGCAAUUGAUAAAGUGACAAUGUCAGCCAACGAGAUGAUCACAUCAGAAGAUUUUGAAGGCGACAACGACGAACUAGAGAAAUUCGGCGCUCUGUUCCGCAUCAAUCACGGCCUCCUCGUCUCACUAGGCGUUUCGCAUCCCCGUCUCGAACGCAUCCGCGAACUAGUUGACCACACCAACAUAGGCUGGACGAAACUGACAGGUGCAGGCGGUGGUGGAUGCGCGAUAACGCUCAUGCGACCCGACGCAUCCCCACAGGCUCUACAAGAACUAGAGCAGACACUCGCGGCAGAAAACUUUGAGCGCUUCGAAACAACACUCGGCGGCGACGGUGUUGGCGUGCUGUAUCCUGCCGUUCUCCGUAACGGCACCGACGAAGAAGGCGGGGAAGAGAUUGAUCAGCAGAAAUUCGAGAAUGCCGUUGGAAUCGAAGGCAUUGAGCGUCUUGUUGGCGUUCACGCUGCAAGUAACACGCAAGAAAGACGAGAAGGCUGGAAAUUUUGGAGAAAAGCAGUUAAUCUGACUCGGUAA